Molecule: messenger RNA, 4102 nt
Organism: Strongylocentrotus purpuratus (purple sea urchin)
Lineage: Eukaryota; Metazoa; Echinodermata; Echinoidea; Camarodonta; Strongylocentrotidae
Gene: rexo2
Product: oligoribonuclease, mitochondrial
Exons: 3
Coding region: 295-963 (222 amino acids)
Cellular component (GO): mitochondrion
Molecular function (GO): 3'-5'-RNA exonuclease activity; nucleic acid binding
Source: RefSeq, a predicted model, not a curated record
GGUUUAUAAAUGAGGUCGUCUUGGCUUGAUUUCCUCCAUGACCGUCGCGGUUCUAGGUCUAGCGCCACCUAGUGACCAAAGUACAGUACACAAAGAUUGCGUAAGAACUAUUGCCGUGCGGACGUUGCUUUAGAGUUUUACUCACUACACCACGUCACCGUAUAUCGUGUGAUCCGAUGCCUGAAGUUUCGGCUGGAAUCGAGAGAGAGCUUCGUAGAUGCACAGCUCAGUUCAGUAGCGGCAAGAACUACAGUGCAUUGCCAGUGUAAUAAUAAAAACUGGGCCGUUUCUUUGAUGAUUCUGUCCAGAUUGUUUAGUCCAUUGAAAUCGUUCAACCGUGGUCUGGUUUGGGGUAUUACCAAAGUAGCAAAUAUGAGCAACGACCAGUACCACCACAACCGGCCCUAUCAAAAGAAGAAUGAAGAGUUAAAAAGUCGUCUUGUGUGGGUUGAUUUAGAGAUGACUGGUCUUGAUUUGGACACUUGUCACAUCAUUGAAAUGGCUUGCCUGAUAACAGAUCAAGAGCUCAACGUUGUUGCGGAGGGACCCAACAUCAUCAUUCACCAACCCGACGAGAUCCUUGACAAGAUGAACGAUUGGUGCGUCCAGCAUCAUACAGCCUCUGGUCUGGUGGAUGCCGUGAAGGCCAGUAAGAUCACUCUCCAACAAGCAGAGUAUGAGAUGCUUUCAUUCGUCAGGGAGUACACCUACCCCAAGCUCUGUCCUCUGGCGGGGAACAGCAUCCAUGUCGACAAGACGUUCUUGGUGAAGUACAUGCCACAGUUCAUGGACCACCUGCAUUAUAGGAUCGUGGAUGUCAGCACUGUUAAAGAGCUCUGCAGGAGGUGGUAUCGUGAGGAAUACGAAGCCGGGAACCAGAAGAAAGGAUCUCACAGAGCGAUGGGAGACAUCAAGGAGAGUUUAGAAGAGCUUCGCUAUUACCGCAGGACCAUCUUCAAGUAACGCCAAUUAAGCCAUUCCUACGAUUGCAAACUGUUCAUCAAGCAAGUCUGGCGCUCGGAGAAGACUCAGAGGUGGAGAUCUCGAAAUGCCAUACCCUGUCUUCUCGGCAGGAGUUUGUUGACCUUUUUGUCCAGAUUGAUUGAUCAAAGAAUUACUGCUCAGAGCCAGAAACUCAUUACGUACUCUGAACCCAUCGUCUACUUUGACCCGGUCAUUCCUGUAAUCGGCCUAUGAGAAUAAGACAAUGCACUAGCCAGUAGCUUAAAGGGAUAGUUGAGAUUUGGUGUAGAGGGCGCUACACAUAUUAAUUUUGUUGUGAGAUAAUGAGAAACCAAGUGUCAUAUUCGAAAGAGCAUACAAUUUAAAAGACAGAAUCAUCUUUGUUUGGUUUUGGUUACUAAAAUUCAGUUUGACCCAAACUGUACUUUCUAUACCAAAACUCAACUACCCCUUUAAGUAAGAUAAUUUGAAACCAGAGGUAAUACCCUUCUUCUCUCAACAGAUAAUGUGGCCUUGUCAUGAUCCCAGUGGAUGGUAUUAUAUGGAGGACUACUAGGACCCUGUUUCAUGACACUUGUUAUCAAUAACAUGUUACAAUAACUAUUAUCUAUAAGCUACUUAAAUUAUGGCAUUUUAUUAAAUAAGAACAAAUUUGUCAUAGAAGUUCAUCAUUUGUUGUCGAUAAUCAGUUUUAUGAAACAGGGCCCAGAGCAAUUUUACAGGCUGAAUAUAUAUAUAUCAACAUAUUUAUUGCCCUUAGUCUGUAGCCUUGCCGUGGAGCAUUUGCCCUUGGUAAUUUUCUUAUCCUCGAGUCACCUUGAGGUCCGAGCACCAAGGGUUCGGUGAACCCAUGAAUGCACUUCUGCUUCUUGAUAAUCAAUGGCUCCAUAGUAACUUAUUCUUUUAGGAUCCGACUUUAAAUUUCAAAACCUUUAGAGUCUGUCCAUGCAGGCUUUUUGUUUAAAUUUGAGUAUUGGAAGGAGGGGUGGGAGUGGGGGGCUGAUUCUAAAUUGAGGUCCCAUAUUUACCAUACCCCUGUUGUUAUUCCACAGGAUAUUACAGGUGACAACUGAGAAAUCAUGCUCCCAUCCCUCUUUUGGUUUGUUAUUACUGCAAUUACUUUACUUCCCUCCAGUUUAUUGUGAGAUGCUUUUUUUUUCUUGCAUUUAUAUAAUGAUAAUAAUACGAAACAUUUAUAUAGCCCUCCCAUCCCUAUAAUUGCAAGCCCUAAAGAUUGUAAAAAGGCUGGUGAGACAAAAAAGUAUGUUUGUGUAUUGGAGGGGGGGGGGGGGGGGGGAGGGGGUAAGGCUGCAAACAAAACAGUAAAAUAUGUAAAUACUGUACAUGUUUUCACAGUUGAAAUUUUGAUAACAUAACCUUGGGUUCUGGUGAUUUAAUGGUGUUUAAUUUGAAUUGAUUUUUAAAGUGCUUGUUUGAUUGAUUCUCCUCAGAACAAUGGUGUAUUCUUGGGUUAACUUGGCCAUUUUGAUCAGUGUCGUUUGGUCCGUUCCUUUCAAAGUAUUCAUAUGGUUGCACCAGUUGUUAAUGUGGUUUGUUCUGGUUGAAGAUGUGAGUUUUUUGAUGGUCAAGAUGAUGUUUAACUCUUUUUUUUGUUUUGUUGGGUUUUGGGUUUUUUCUUUUGUAUUACUCUGUAAUAUUUUCUCCAGUUUAUUUAUUCAAUAGAUCUUUUUUUCUCCUUUGCAUUUCUCAACAUUUACUGCAAAUUCAAUAGGAUUCUUUGACAAUCUCCCAUUCAUGUUUUUUGUUUGUUGUUUAUGUUGUUGUUGUUUAUGUUGUUGUUGUUGUUUUUUUGGGGGGUUUCUUUUGUAUUACUCUGCAAUUAUACCGUUUUUUUCCAGUUGAUUUGUUAGAUGUCUUUUUUUUCUUCGCAUUUCUCAACAUUUACUGUGAAUUCAAUAAGAUUCUACGACAAUCUUCCAUUCAUGACUACCAGAGUUCUAAAUUCUCUGUCAAUGUAAUAACGGGUGAUUAUCCUGACCCAUGAAAAUAUACCAAAACAUUAUUUUUUAUUUUUGAAGUCUUCCACUGCAUCUCAACAGUGUAAAUGAGAUUCAUAUAUUCAAGUAGUUUGCUUGCCAAAGUGUAGUGCUAUAUAACAUUUUUGAAGAACUUGCCAUUUGGUCAAAUAACGCUUUCACUUAUAACUAAAGGAAUUGUUUCAAAGGAAUUACAUACUAAUAUCAACAUCCAUACAAUCUGCCUUUUUUCAUACACUUUGACUGAUUUAUAAUAUAUUCAAAUAUUUCAAGAAUUCAAAAUAAAACAUGUACAUUGAAAAGGAAUUGGAUUGGAGCUACCCCAUAUUAGCAGCUUGAUCUUACCGGUCAUUCUAUCCUACACCUUCAAAGAUUGCCUGAAUGGUCCAUGCAAACAAAAGAAACUAACCAAAGACUGAAUGCAUACCUGCCAACCCUUCCAAAUUAUCCAGAAUAUUAUGAUUUUCUGUAUUUUUAGGAUCUACAAAUUUAAAUUGUGAAAGACCAAUUUUUUAAAAGCCAAAUUUAGCUUCUUUAAUCAUGUGCGGCGAUUUGAGAAAAUUAGAAAUUUCUAUUUCUAAUUUUCAAAUGUUGGCAGGUAUGUGGAUGUUACAUUCCUUACUUUCUGCUUGAGUUACAUAACUGUUGAUUGUGGAGGUGUCUUGGUACAGUGGUUCAUUCACUUGACUCUCAAUCUCAGAGUUGAGGGUUCAAAUCCCAGUCUGGCACUCAAGUCCUUUGGCAAGACAUUAAUCCACAUUUUGCCACUCUCCACCCGAAUGUUAAAUGGAUACCCGGUAAGAUGCCAAAGUGAUUGUAGUUUGCUUACCAUUGUGAGCAUCUGUAAAUUGGCGCCUGUCUGGAAUGCUCCCAAGGGAGUGGAGAAUGUGUGCGGCAAGCCUGAAUUUGAUGACUAGGGUAAUAAUAAACAUGUACAUUGUAUCUGUUAAGUGCUUAAAGUCGUCAUCACUGUAUUAAGAGUUUUAUAAAUGCUGAAUAUUAUUAUUGUUAUGGUGAUGACGAUUGGAUAAAGGGUAUUCAUUAUUUAUUGGCCUAUUUGCUCUAUAAAUCUUCCAAGUAUGAAGUAAAAGAUGCAAAAGCAGUCAAAUAAUAAAUGUAUUGAAACUGACAUUUAAAAAUCA